Molecule: messenger RNA, 714 nt
Organism: Vicia villosa (hairy vetch)
Lineage: Eukaryota; Viridiplantae; Streptophyta; Magnoliopsida; Fabales; Fabaceae
Exons: 1
Coding region: 1-714 (237 amino acids)
Source: RefSeq, a predicted model, not a curated record
AUGGCAAAUUACAAUUUUGUCUGGUCUGGUCCAAAAUUAACCGCAGAGUUAAAUUUCAGUUACUGGGAACUGUUGAUGACAACACAUUUAAAAGCUCACAAUGUUUGGAGCUUUGUAGAUCCUCGUUUACAAGAAGGAGCUGAUGAAGUUGCUCGUAGAAAGGACCAGUUGGCACUUUCACAAAUUUAUCAAGGAAUUGAUUACUCAAUAUUUGGCAAAAUAGCAAAUGCCAAAACUGCUAAAGAACCGUGGGACAUAUUGAAGCUGUCACAUAAAGAAGUAGAGAAAGCUCAGAAGUCCAAAUUACAAUCGCUGCGUAGAGAAUAUGAAAGGUCCGAAAUGUCAAAUUCAGAAACAGUAGAACAAUAUUUUUCUCGUGUUAUAAAUCUCGUCAACAAGAUGCGAGUAUAUGGAGAAGAUAUUCCAGAUAGCAAAGUGGUAGAAAAAAUUCUGCGUACGAUGCCGAUGAAGUUUGACCAUGUGGUGACUACAAUAAUUGAGUCCCACGAUACAGAUACUCUGUCUGUAGCAGAAUUACAAGGAAGCAUUGAAAGUCAUGUCAACAGAAUAUUAGAAAAGACCGAAAAGGUGGUAAAAGAAGAAGCUCUAAAGAGUCAGGUGAAUUUCAACACUUCUGAGUCAAGUCAUAUUGUAGAAGAAAGAGAUCAAAAUACUUUCAACAGAGGAAGAGGAAAUUAUAGAGGCAGAGGCUGA